Molecule: messenger RNA, 1882 nt
Organism: Mollisia scopiformis
Lineage: Eukaryota; Fungi; Ascomycota; Leotiomycetes; Helotiales; Mollisiaceae
Exons: 1
Coding region: 217-1857 (546 amino acids)
Source: RefSeq, a predicted model, not a curated record
ACAUCUAGAAGCUAUUGUCAAUAUUGGACAAAGAAGAUGUACACCGAUAGUCUUGGGAAAUUUUAAACGCAUUUAGGUGCAACAAUGGCGAGCAAGUUUCUUUGUUUCAAAAUUCAUAACUCCAUCUCAACACUGAAUCCAUAAUAGGGACAAAGAAAGCGCUACUCCGGUCCCUCGACGAAGCCCCCAUCUUUACAAGAAAUCGAUUAUCUCGCGAUGUCUGACGAACCGAAUAGCGAUCCAGAAGAGGAUACUGGGGUCCUCUUUUCGUUUGUAAAUCGGAUUCUCGACCGCGUAACCACAGCCGCGAGCAACAUGGUCUCCUCAUCACCAACGUCUCCUAUAGAAUCACCAAUCUCGCCCCAGGUAUCACCAGUGGUUCCAGGAUCCUUUCCCUUAAUUCAAACUCCUCAAACUCCGCAGCCUCGACCGUUCCUCACCCCUCCUCCCACUCCAAUAAUUGUCAAGAAGAGCGCUUCGUCGCUUCACCACUGUGGCCAAUUCACAUUUUAUUUCCCGCGCUGCAGUCAUGCCACCUCUCAUCUUUUGCACCUAAAUACAUGGUCUGGAACAGCAUGCAACCGAAACUGCGUCUACGAUCGCGGAAACGAUUACUGGUUCUAUGCUGACCAGGGGAGUCAUUGCUCUUAUUGUGGACUGGGAGCACAAUCCGGAAUUGGAAUAAAGCAAACAAUACCCGAAGACAGUAAAGGAAGGGAUAGAGAGCGGUUCUUCGAAGGUUUAGUGAGAAGUGGGAAGAUAUGUGUGGGCUCAGCAGAAGAAGGCGCAAAAGAGGAAUACGAUGCACAUUACGUCCGCGCCGUCCAUCAAUACAACAUCCUCAUCGAUGCACUCCCAACUCUCAACAGCAAAGCACCGAUUUUAUCGUUGGCACAGCUACGCACCAAACGACGAGAAAGAACGCUCGAUCGCUGGGACGUUCGCCGAUUCCGCGCAAAGAGGAGAACAGAAGAAUGGGUUCGAAAUAUCCGCGCCGAGCAAUAUGCCAAGACCAAAGCCCACGUCGAAGUCGGUUCCAGGCCAUUUAUCGUGACCCCUACCGGAAAUCCGCACAUGGAUCUCUACACCGAGGUGUCGAUAAAAGGACUGCCUGUUCCAAUCGAUAAUUGCGCAUGGUGCCAAUUCUCGCUCUCUUCUUCGGAAGCGAUAGCAGAGUCUGGACCGCCGAGUUCGUUGCCUUGCGGGCAUACGUUUCAUUAUAAUUGCAUUGUAGAGCUGUUCGAAAAGAGGACGAAGGCAGGCGAGAAGGAGAAGCAUAAGUGUCCGUUGUGUAGUGUGUGGUUUAGGGAUGUGAGGGAGAUUCCAGAUUUUUAUGGGAGGUAUAGGAAUUCGGAGCAUGUUUUUGAUAGUUGUUGUGAUAGUUCCGUAUUAAGUAAGAGUGAUGCUGGAGAUAUAAGGGGCCAUACAGGGCCGCCGUGGAUGGAAGAAUUGUCGGUGAAAGAUAAGGAGGAGACAGAAGAGGGGGUGGACGCGAUCAGUGAGACCGCGACGUUGGAUCACGUCGAGAUUUUGGAAGGCGCCUCCAAUCAUACUGAGGAGAUAAGUACAGUAAUAGAUCAGACAGUGGAGGACCAAGCAGGAACUGAAAGAAGUGACAGUGGAUACGACAGCCCUUCAGCACAACUUCUAGAAGAGCAAGAGUCUUUGCAUACGGGCUGCAAUGAACCAGAACGAAGUGACUCUUUUGAAGAAGACCACCAAUCAUAUAUCGUCACACUCCGUCUGCCGCCGGGAGUUAUAAGACGUACGUCGCGGCUGAGGAGGCAACCGAGGAGGUUCGCUGAUGAGCCUGGGGGCCCGACUGAGCGAAGGAGGAGUACGAGACGGAGAAUUUGAAACUAGGAUCUAGUCUCAAUGGCCG